AUGUCCGAAGAACAGGUCACCCUUAUUGCAGAAACGACACUUACAACAUCAGAUCGUUCCCAAUCAGAGAAAGCUUUCGUCGUGACGGAAAAACCAAAACUUCUCCAGAAGAGCCGAACAACUGAUGCCACAAAUGGAACUGUCGUUUCUCAAUCCACAAAAUCAGCUGGAAAUAAAAAGCGCCGUAAAAAGAAGAGAACAACUGAGUUAACGCCGCUGAUAAAAGCUAUCCUCGUGCGAAUCAUGUUUGCAGCGCAUGCGAGUAUCGCCUUUUCUAGGGUGAUGCUUUCGGCAGCGAAUACGCUUGAUGAUGUUUCGAUGCCCUGGUGGAUGCCAUACAGCAAUAUUAUUGGUCUAGUAUUACUUUUCUUCGAAACCUUCAUCACCCUGUACAAACGAGGCGGAGAAGACUACAAGUACUUCUGCCCUUCCGUCUUCUUCUACCUGAUAUCAAUCAUCCCUUCGAUGGUCAUGCUCGAAUUCGAUCAAUUCUACCAGCUUCAGAAAUCCGAUUGUCAAGACACUGAGCCCGCAGUCGAGUUGAGACAGCGCCGCGAUGUUCUUUCUAUCAAUGUCAAUUCUUCCGACCUUGACGCUUUCUCCACAACUACCUCGAAAGCGGCCGUCCCAACACCAAGUUCGACCCCGCCAUUGAUUGGAGAUCAUCGUUUUAAGGAUGACGCGCUCGAUGUCCUCCAUGAUAUCAACUUCAAUCUCAAAGAAGGCAUCGCCAACAGUGGAGAAUUGAUUCGCGACUUGACGAGUAAUUUUGACGAAGGAGUUUGGAUUCUAGGCCUUCAUCAGGUUUUACUUUUCUUCCUCGUUCUUGGCCGAUGGAUGCUCCCCCGAGGAGGAAUUUCCCGAGAGCAGCUUUCCCAGCUUCUCUUAGUUUUCAUUGGAACUGGUGCAGAUAUCCUCGAAUUUGUCUCAGAGACGAUCGAAGAAGGAGACCCUUCAGAAUGCAGCGCUAUUCUUCACUACAUGAUCUGGUCCGUCUGGGCUUGGUCGCUGAUGCAGUUCAACUUUGUCCUUACCGCAUCGACCGCCAGAAAGCAAGACGUAGCGACUACCUCAGACAACACGCGGCGAGAUACAGAACAAUGUUGCGGAAGCUGCUGCCAGGGCUUCUUCCAGAACCCCGACGUGUGGGGAAUGUUGAUGACCUUGUUCAUUCAAGAUUUGCCAUUCUGCGUCGCACGAUGCUACUUCAUCUUCCAACUUGGAAUCCGAUCACAAAUGAUGAUCUUUUUCACGCUCAAAAAUCUACUCGUUGUGAUGCUCCAGUUGUAUAGACUCAAAGUCUUAUGGCAAACGAGAAAAGAAUACUUUACCAGAGGUCAUUAG
Molecule: messenger RNA, 1344 nt
Organism: Oikopleura dioica
Lineage: Eukaryota; Metazoa; Chordata; Appendicularia; Copelata; Oikopleuridae
Source: the annotation of a GenBank genome assembly